AUGGGCGACGAAUGGGAACCGCCGCUCCCUGCAGGCUACAGCGAUGUCAAUCGCGCAUUUCUCCAAGCCUUCAUGGCGCGGGGCACCCUCACCUUCCGCGAGGGCCAAAGACUGCUUGCUGCCAUACAGUCCGCCUCCGAAGGCGGCAGCCACAUCGACCCAGCAUCCAUAACGAUGGACGAGUUUCAGAACUUCAUCCGCACCGCCCGAGACGCCGUGGAGCCUUUAGACUUCGACAUCCGCAACACACGGGACCAGAUCCGCGGCGGCGAGCGCGUCUGGGCCUUCAUCAACGCCCACAGCGACCCCGCGACACAGCUGAGCACCACGCACACACCCGAAGAAGUGGCCUACGUCAAGAGGCUGCUGGACGCCAUGUUUGAGCAGUACAACACCCCGCGCAUGGAGGUCAUGGCUGUGGACGAGGGGCAGGCGCUGCGGGUAUCCCGGCCGGCAGCGAGGAGGGAGAGCAACAUGAACGGGAACGAUAACGACGACGAAGAGCAUCAGGAGGACGGCGCCGCGGCAGCAGCGACAGGGCGAGGUCUGAAGCACUCCGAGGUCCUCUCCCUUUUGUCGAGCCUGGUGGCCGAGGGCUGGCUGGACAAGUCGCUUAAUGGCUUCUACAGCCUCACCCCACGGUCGCUGAUGGAGCUGUGGUCGUGGCUUGUGGCGACGUACAACGAAUCGGACGCCGACGCCGACGACGACUGGCAGCGCAUCAAGUUCUGCGAGGCUUGCAAGGAGAUCGUCACGUACGGGCAGCGGUGCAACGAGCCAAACUGCACGAUUCGGCUGCACGAUAUUUGCGAAGACGGGUUCUGGCGGACCAGGCCCGAGAGGAAAUGCCCCAAGUGCAGCACACCUUGGGAGGGAAAUCACUAUGUGGGGGAGCGGGCGGUCACUUCACGGUCGGGAUUUCAAAGGGGCCGCGGACGGCGAGCAAGACGGACCGAGGCGGCCGAGGCUGAGGAAAAUGGGGCAGAUGAGGAGUGA
Messenger RNA from Parathielavia appendiculata, 996 nucleotides. RefSeq lists its product as uncharacterized. The transcript has a single exon. Gene Ontology annotation, biological process: double-strand break repair via homologous recombination. The record is from RefSeq and is a predicted model, not a curated record. Gene Ontology annotation, cellular component: Smc5-Smc6 complex; nucleus. Lineage: Eukaryota; Fungi; Ascomycota; Sordariomycetes; Sordariales; Chaetomiaceae. The coding region runs from base 1 to 996 and encodes 331 amino acids. Gene Ontology annotation, molecular function: ubiquitin-protein transferase activity.